Molecule: messenger RNA, 1892 nt
Organism: Carassius carassius (crucian carp)
Lineage: Eukaryota; Metazoa; Chordata; Actinopteri; Cypriniformes; Cyprinidae
Exons: 2
Coding region: 516-1829 (437 amino acids)
Biological process (GO): regulation of neuron differentiation; memory; positive regulation of peptidyl-serine phosphorylation
Molecular function (GO): growth factor activity; nerve growth factor receptor binding
Source: RefSeq, a predicted model, not a curated record
GUCCCCUCAACGCCUUUCAUGAAGAUUCCUUACCUUACUUCAGCACUCAAACCUUCUCUGCGCGGGAACUUAUGCGUUCACUUUACGAACUUUUUUAAACGUAUAUUUCAGAUUAAACGUUGCACAUUUAUAGCUCAGAGCUUGCGAUUUGUGGUCUGACUGCUGGGAAAGUAGAGCUGACGCUCACGCACGUAGUGUAAGCGGUGUAUUAUUGCUUUGGUUGUUCACCGCUUGCAUGCCAAUCCUUUAGAAAGUCGCGGGUAAAGAAAGACCUGAGAUUAAAAGGCGCGUUUUAAACAGAUAACCGUGGAAGUACAACUCGACGUGGACCUUUCAGACUGGACUCCGAAGAUGAUAUGGAAGACAUCUGCAGUUUGAACGAUGUGAAUCGAGAGUUCUUCUGGAGAUUUCGUUACGUUUUUGCGUAAGACUGACGAACUGUAGAAUCAAUGUGGUUUUCUCCGAAGAUACGCGUGGCCCGAGACUCACCUAAACAUUGACACGUCUUGGGAGUGAUGCACUGGCUUCCCCUGGUUGCCAUGGUGAUCGCCUCGGCCCUGCCUUUCUCUCAAAGUCCUGUGCCCAGGCUUGUUGCUGCAAUGAUGAAGCCUGGCAGAAACCACAGUGACAGCAGCAGCAGUGUCCCAGUGGACCAUGACUCUUCUCACAACAACUACAGCACACAUGACAUAGCUUCUCACAGAACAGACGAUGAGCAGCGCAUGUUUAAGGAGGACCAUAUAUCCAAAGGUAGAGCAGACCAAGAUAAUCUUCUAACAGAAGACAUUUUUGUCGAUAACCCAGAGCAGGACUACACAGGUGGAGGAAGGACUACCGGAGCAGAUGUCUCCAGGCCGCAUAAUCCUAGGAAAUACAAAUCACAAAAAAUAGACAGUUCCAAAAGCAAUGAUAUUCUCAAAGACUACCAGCUUGAACGUAGCCAGUUUCAUGAAGAAAGCAUUAUUGAGGCAGAGACUUUACUUAAAGAUGACAGGAAGGCAAGAAGUGAACUGAAAGACAGGCCUCUUGAAGGUCCCAAAGUCUCUCUGCAGAGCUCUCCAGUGCAGGAACAUCUGGACGAAGCUCAGACAAAUGCUAAAGAGUUGCUGCAGCAAUAUGGAGGGUUUGAAGACAUAGGCCUACGAGAAGAAGAUCAGCUGCUUUUGCUGGAUGCCCAUCCGCGGGUACUCUUCUCCCCGGCCCUUUCCCCACCCAAACACCCACCUCUGCUCUUAAUGCUGGAGUUGGGCUUAUUGGCCAAUGACGUUGAGGAUGAGGAAAGUCACAUGAUGGAUCCUGCCACGUCUGGCCACGGAGGCGACAAAGAAACAUACAGAAACUUACUCUUGGGCCUCUCUGAUUCUGAAGGUCCCGUUCCAGGUGUCCGCCGCAAGCGUCAAGUCGGCCACAGCGUACAAGAACGCUCCGUAUGCGAGGCCGAAACCGGGUGGGUAACCAACAAGAAGACGGCGGUGGACUAUUGGAGCAACACCGUCACUAUUCUGCAAGAGAUCCCAACCAAGACUGGGCCGCUCAAGCAGUAUUUCUACGAAACAAAGUGCCGUAAGCCAGAUCCAAACAGGAGAGGUGAAGUGCAGGCGGUGGAGGGGACCAGCUGCUUGGGGGUGGAUAAGAAACACUGGAUGAGCAAGUGCGAAACCAAGCAGUCGUACGUACGUGCGCUCACCUCAGAUCAGAACAAGAGGAUAGGAUGGAGGUGGAUCCGUAUUGACUCCUCCUGUGUUUGCGUACUGCUCACUAGAGGAACGUAUUACACUGAGAAGAAGUUGGAGCGGGAAAGAGGGCGAGAGGGCAGAAGGUACAGAUAGCUCUGACUGUCUGAACAAAGGAUUGACGCAGAGUUCAUGUGAAUAAAAGAGCGUUUAAAGGAC